This is a messenger RNA of Odobenus rosmarus divergens (Pacific walrus), 2097 nucleotides long. RefSeq names its product chloride channel, voltage-sensitive Ka (gene CLCNKA). NCBI's taxonomy places the organism in Eukaryota, Metazoa, Chordata, Mammalia, Carnivora, Odobenidae. Gene Ontology annotation, cellular component: membrane. The record is from RefSeq and is a predicted model, not a curated record. The coding region runs from base 37 to 2097 and encodes 686 amino acids. Gene Ontology annotation, molecular function: voltage-gated chloride channel activity. Gene Ontology annotation, biological process: chloride transport; transmembrane transport. The transcript is spliced from 20 exons.
UGGGGCCACAGCAGGGCCGACGAACAGAGGGACCCAAUGGAAGAGCUGGUGGGACUGCGUGAGGGCUCCUCGGGGAGCCCUGUGAGUCUUCGGGAGCUAUGGGGCCCGUAUCCCCGCGUCCGCCGAGGCAUUCGAGGUGGCCUGGAGUGGCUGAAGCAGAAGCUGUUCCGCGUGGGGGAGGACUGGUACUUCCUGAUGACCCUCGGGGUGCUCAUGGCCCUGAUCAGUUACACCAUGAACUUCACUAUCGGACGCGUGGUCCGAGCACACAAGUGGUUAUACCGGGAGAUUGGGGACAGCCACCUGCUCCGGUAUCUCUCCUGGACCGUGUACCCUGUGGCCCUGGUCUCCUUCUCCUCCGGCUUCUCCCAGAGCAUCACGCCCUUCUCUGGAGGUUCUGGAAUCCCGGAGCUGAAGACUAUCUUGUCAGGCGUGGUGCUGGAGGACUACCUGGAUGUCAAGAAUUUCGGGGCCAAGGUGGCAGGCCUCACCUGCACCCUGGCCACCGGCAGCACCAUCUUCCUGGGCAAAGUGGGCCCCUUCGUGCACCUGUCUGUGAUGAUCGCUGCCUACCUGGGCCGGGUGCACACCAAGGCCACUGGGGAAUCUGAGAACAAGAACAAGCAGAAUGAGAUGCUGGUGGCGGCGGCAGCGGUGGGCGUGGCCACGGUGUUUGCAGCACCCUUCAGUGGCGUCCUGUUCAGCAUUGAGGUCAUGUCUUCCCACUUCUCUGUCUGGGAUUACUGGAGGGGUUUCUUCGCUGCCACCUGCGGAGCCUUCAUGUUCCGCCUCCUGGCGGUCUUCAACAGCGAGCAGGAGACCAUCACCUCCCUCUACAAGACCAGUUUCAGGGUGGAUGUCCCAUUCGACCUGCCGGAGAUCUUCUUUUUUGUGGCACUGGGGGCCAUCUGUGGCAUCCUGAGCUGUGCUUACCUCUUCUGUCAGCGAACGUUCCUUGGUUUUGUCAAGACCAACCGGGUCAUCUCCAAACUGCUGGCCACCAGCAAGCCUCUGUAUUCCGCCCUGGCGGCCUUGGUUCUCGCCUCCAUCACCUACCCCCCUGGCGUGGGCCGCUUCCUGGCUUCUCGGCUGUCCAUGAAGGAGCAUCUGGACUCACUGUUCGACAACCACUCGUGGGCGUUGAUGACCCGGAACUCGUCCCCUCCCUGGCCCGAGGAGCUCGACCCCCAGAACCUGUGGUUUGAAUGGUACCACCCGCGGUUCACCAUCUUUGGGACCCUCGCCUUCUUUCUGGUUAUGAAGUUCUGGAUGCUGAUUCUGGCCACCACCAUCCCCAUCCCUGCUGGGUACUUCAUGCCCAUAUUCAUCUUCGGAGCUGCCAUCGGGCGCCUCAUAGGGGAGGCCCUCGCUCUUGCCUUCCCCGAGGGCAUUGUGGCUGGAGGAGUCACCAACCCCAUCAUGCCUGGGGGGUACGCCCUGGCAGGGGCUGCGGCCUUCUCGGGGGCCGUGACCCACACCAUCUCCACGGCGCUGCUGGCCUUCGAGCUGACUGGCCAGAUCGUGCACGCCCUGCCCGUGUUGAUGGCCGUGCUGGCGGCCAACGCCGUCGCCCAGAGCUGCCAGCCCUCCUUCUAUGACGGCACCAUCAUCGUCAAGAAGCUGCCGUACCUUCCAUGGAUCCGAGGCCGAAAAAUCAGCUCUCAGCGUGUGAUCGUGGGGCACUUCAUGAACUGUACUAUCACCACACUGGCCAAGGACACACCGCUGGAGGAAGUGGCUAGGGUCGUGACCUCCACAGACCUGGCCAAGUAUUUCCUGGUGGAGAGCACAGAGUCUCAGAUACUGGUGGGCACUGUGGGAAGGGCGCACUUGAUGCAGGCACUCCAGGCUGAGCCACCUUCCUGGGCUCCAGGGCACCGGCGUCUCCGGGACCUCUUGGCUGGGGGCUGUCCCACGGAGCCAGUGACCCUGCAGCUGUCUCCGGAGACCUCCCUGCACCAGGCACACAACCUCUUCGAGCUGUUGAAACUUCAGUCCCUCCCCGUGACGUCUCUGGGCAGAGCUGUGGGCUCCGUAUCUUGGGUGGAGUUGAAGAAAGCAAUUUCCAACCUGACAAACCCGCCAGCCCCAAAGUGA